Molecule: messenger RNA, 10440 nt
Organism: Oncorhynchus kisutch (coho salmon)
Lineage: Eukaryota; Metazoa; Chordata; Actinopteri; Salmoniformes; Salmonidae
Gene: zfhx4
Product: zinc finger homeobox 4
Biological process (GO): regulation of transcription by RNA polymerase II
Cellular component (GO): nucleus
Molecular function (GO): RNA polymerase II cis-regulatory region sequence-specific DNA binding; zinc ion binding; DNA-binding transcription factor activity, RNA polymerase II-specific
Source: RefSeq, a predicted model, not a curated record
UGUGUUUUUCAGAAGUUCCAUGUGAUGACGAAGACGCUCUGCCUCCUCGCUCUUCCUCCAGGCCUUGCCUUAAUGACAGCGAGCAGGCUGACAGACAAUACAGAGUGAACUCUCUGUCUAAAGAGUCUCCUGGAUCCAACGCUGUGGGAAAAUGUUCCAUGCUCCUAGAGAGACAGAAUGACAGCCCGCCCAAAAGGCCCAAGUCUGCAGAGGGGAAGACCAGCGCAGGCGCAGCAGUGCCCCUAUUGUAACUACAGCAGUAAAGACGCCAACAGGAUACAGCUCCACGUGGUGUCCCAGCAUUCCAUGCAGCAGCCAGUGAUCAGCUGCCCACUGUGCCAAGACGUCCUGAGCAACAAGAUCCACCUGCAGCUCCACCUCACACACCUGCACAGUGUGGCUCCAGACUGUGUUGAGAAACUGCUUAUGACCGUGGCUGGGCCUGAUGUGAUGGUGCCCAAUAACAUGAUGCAUCCUUCACCUGGACAAGAUAAUGCUCUGUCUCUGAUGGAUGCUUCUGCUGUUCUCUCUGAGAAGUAUCGAAAGCCCACAGGGAACAAUUCCAAGGAGGAGUUGAACAGCACAGGCCAAGGCAAGAGUGAACUAGACCUCCAUGGAGAGGAACUCAAACCCCACAAGGAUGGGUCUGAAGCCCCAGACUGGAAGAGGUCUGUUGUGGUCGGGCAGGAUCGAAAGAGCCCUGACUCCCUCCAGGACCAUCUGAACGACCUCCAGAGAUGCCAGCAGCAACAGCAACAGCUCUCGGUCUCCGACCGCCACGUCUACAAAUACCGCUGCAACCACUGCAGCCUGGCCUUCAAGACCAUGCAGAAGCUGCAGAUACAUUCCCAGUAUCAUGCCAUCCGGGCGGCCACCAUGUGCAGCCUCUGCCAACGGAGCUUCCGGACAUUCUUGGCGCUCCGUAAGCACUUGGAGAACGGACAUCCGGAGCUGAGCGAAGCCGAGGUCCAGCAGCUCUGCGGCAGCCUGCCGGUAAACGGAGAUUUCCUCUCUGAGAGCGAGGCCAGAGCCUACGAGGAGGCCCAGCAGGCCUUCGAACAGGAAAUGGAGAAAGACGAUGAGCUGGAUCUGGAAGAGAAGGCCAGCCCAACAGGAAGUGACAGUAGCUCGUUGCUAGAUGACAUGGGAGCCGAAACUAAGCGAACCCUCCCCUUCAGGAAAGGCCCCAACUUCACCAUGGAGAAGUUCCUGGACCCGUCCCGGCCAUACAAGUGCACGGUGUGUAAGGAGUCCUUCACCCAGAAAAACAUCCUCCUGGUCCACUACAACUCUGUCUCUCACCUGCACAAGCUGAAGAAGGUUCUCCAGGAGGCCUCCAGCCCGGUUCCUGCAGAGACCAAUAACAAUGUAGACAACAAACCAUUCAAAUGCAAUAUCUGCAAUGUCGCCUACAGCCAAAGCUCAACCCUGGAGAUCCACAUGAGGUCUGUGCUGCAUCAGACCAAAGCUAGAACUGCCAAAACAGAGACAAGCAGCAGCAGUAGCAGUGGAGGGAGUGGGAACACUAGUGGCGUGGCUCCAUCCAGCAGCCCAGCCCCAAACGUACAAGGCAACAACACUAACUCAGACACUGCUAGAAGCGUGACGCCGUCGGCUAACAAAGAAAACACUGUAGAUGCCAAAGAAGCCAAAAACAGCAGCAACAACGCAAAGCAAACUACUGAUCAUGUCUCUGCACAGCAAAGCCAUCAGAACGCUCAGUCCCAAGCUCAGCUACAGAUGCAGCUCCAACAUGAGCUCCAGCAGCAGGCUGCCUUUUUCCAGCCCCAGUUCCUUAACCCGGCUUUCUUCCCCCAGUUCGGCAUGACCCCAGAGGCUCUGCUUCAGUUCCAGCAGCCACAGUUCCUGUUCCCCUUCUACAUCCCAGGGGCAGAAUUCAACCUUAGCCCAGAGCUGGCUCUUCACUCAGCCGCCGCCUUCGGGAUGCCAGGAUUGACUGGUUCUUUCCUUGAAGACCUGAAGCAGCAGAUGCAGCAGCAACACCAGCUACAGCAGGCUCAGGCUCAGCAGCAGGCUCAACAGCAGGCUCAACAGCAGCAGCAACAGCAGCAACAAGCAUCCCAGUUGCAGCUCCAGCAGCAGAAAAACCAGCAACUGCAGAGCCACAAGCCCAAAAUGGAGCCCAAUGCUGUGUCAGUGUCUGACAUACAGAUGUCCAGAGAGGCAGAAGAGCAUCUGGAAAAACAGGAGAGCAAAACAAAGAUGGAGAAUGGAGGGGAUGGAGUCAGUGAGGGAGGAAAGGACAACAAAGACAAAAAGUCCAAGUUUCCCGAGCCACUGAUUCCUCCUCCACGUAUCGUGUCAGGAGCCAGAGGAAAUGCUGCCAAGGCCCUUCUGGAGAACUUUGGAUUUGAGCUGGUCAUCCAGUACAAUGAGAACAGGCAGAAAAACCAGAAGAAAAACAAAGAAGGAGAACAACAACAACAACCGCAAAAAGUGGAGAUCAAUAACGACAAGCUGGAAUGUGGGAUAUGUGGAAAGCUCUUCUCCAACAUGCUUAUUCUCAAAAGCCACCAAGAGCACAUCCACGGACAGUUCUUCCCUUAUGGAGAGCUGGAGAAGUUUGCCCAGCAGUACAGAGAGGCCUAUGACAAGCUUUACCCCAUUAACCCCCCUUCCCCAGAGACUCCCCCACCUCCGCCUCCCCCUCCUCCUCCCCCACCAGCCCCAGUGACCACCCAGCAAGCUCCCUCCAACUCCAUGAACAAGCCCCAGACCCAGGCCCCAUCACCUGCCCCUCAACAGGCUACCCAGCCCCAGCCACCACCCCCACCUCCCCCUCCUCCACCACCUUCUGCACCCCCACAGGUUUCUCCCUCUUCCGUCCCACUAGAUUUCUCCCUUUUCCCCCCUCUGAUGAUGCAGUCCAUCCAGCACCAAGGUUUACACCCUCAACUCGCCCUGCAGCUGCCUACAAUGGACUCCCUGUCCUCUGAUCUCACCCAGCUCUGUCAGCAGCAGUUAGGCCUCGAUCCAAACUUCCUGAGGCAGUCCCAGUUCAAACGCCCCCGAACCCGCAUCACGGACGACCAGCUGAAGGUCCUCAGAGCGCACUUUGAUAUCAACAACUCGCCCAAUGAGGAGCAGAUUCAAGAGAUGGCCGACAAGUCCGGCCUCCCCCAGAAAGUCAUCAAGCACUGGUUCCGUAACACCCUCUUCAAAGAGAGGCAACGAAGCAAAGAUUCUCCUUAUAACUUCAACAUUCCACCUAUUACCACAUUGGAGGAUAUUAGGCUGGAGUCCCAGUAUAGUACACUGGAGUACUACAGGACUGAUGCCACUAUGAACAAGAGGUCCUCCAGGACAAGGUUCACGGACUACCAACUGAGGGUCCUGCAGGACUUCUUUGACACAAACGCUUACCCGAAAGACGAUGAGAUUGAGCAGCUCUCCACUGUGCUUAACCUACCAUCGAGGGUCAUCGUUGUGUGGUUCCAAAACGCCCGCCAGAAGGCCCGGAAGAGCUACGAGAACCAGGCAGAUGCUAAAGACAACGAGAAGAAAGAACUGACGAAUGAGCGCUACAUCCGCACCAGCAACAUGCAGUACCAGUGCAAGAAAUGCAGUGUGGUAUUCCCGCGAAUCUUUGACCUGAUCACCCACCAGAAGAAGACGUGCUACAAAGACGAGGAUGAGGAAGGGAAUGAGGACAACCAAUCUGAAGAGUACAUGGAUAUGGGAGAGCCAGGCCCAGCCAAGCACCCAGAGUCAUCCAAGCAUCAUCAUGUAACAGCCACUAGCUCAGGCUCCAGCUCCCCUCUGAUGCCCUCCCCCCGCCCCAACCUGGGGAAGACCUCGCCCAAGCCUGAACCUCCCUCUGAGCCCAGACCUAAAGAGCCAGAACCUGCCCCUUCCCCAGUUAUGAUGAAGUCUCUACCAGAGCCCAGACCCUCCAAGGCCUCCACCCCUCAGCCACCCCCUCAGAAGACCUCCCAGCCCCAGAUGUCCAGACCCCACUCCCAGCCUCAGUCAGCCGCCGUCCCCUCCAGCCCCCUCUCCCUCGCCCUCUCCUCCCUCACUAACAGCCUCCCUCCCCAGAUGCUCCAAUACCAGUGCGACCAGUGCAAGAUAGCCUUCCCAAGUGUUGAGCUAUGGCAGGAGCACCAGCAUAUGCAUUUCUUGGCUGCCCAGAACCAGUUCCUCCAUUCCCAGUUCUUGGAAAGGCCCAUGGACAUGCCCUAUAUGAUCUUUGACCCCAAUAACCCUCUGAUGACUAGCCAGCUGCUAUCGGGAGGACUCCAGAUGCCAAUUCAAAGCGGCUCUGGUUUGUCCUCAGGUCCCGGCUCUGGCUCCAUGAAGAGAAAACUAGAUGAGAAAGAGGAUGGAUCCAAUGAAAAAGAUAACGGAAACAUGACUGAAGAACAACACAGAGACAAACGUCUCAGAACUACCAUCACCCCAGAACAACUAGAGAUCCUCUACGACAAGUACUUGCUGGACUCAAAUCCCACAAGGAAGAUGCUGGAUCACAUCGCCCGUGAGGUCGGCCUGAAGAAGAGAGUGGUGCAGGUGUGGUUUCAGAACACACGAGCCCGAGAGAGAAAGGGACAGUUCAGAGCUCUGGGGCCCUCCCAGUCACACAAGAAAUGCCCUUUUUGCCGGGCGCUGUUCAAGGCCAAGUCAGCUUUGGACAGCCAUAUCCGCUCUAGACACUGGCAUGAAGCCAAACAGGCAGGGUUUAGUCUGCCCAACAGCCCACUGAUGAACCAAGACGAUGGAGGUGAGAGCCCACACAAGUACAACUUCUUUGAGUAUCCACAGCUACCCACCAAGACUGAGCCGAAUGAGUAUGAGCUGCCCGCAGCCUCCUCAACGCCAGUCAAACCAUCUGAGGCACCGUUAAAAAACUUAUUGAGCCCUUCAUCCUUAAAAGCAGAAAACUGUGAUGAAUCUGAAGGGCUUAACAUGAAUUCUGCAGAGGCCUCAUCCUACGACAUCAACAACAAAAUGGACUUUGACGAAACCUCGUCCAUCAACACGGCCAUAAGUGACGCGACCACCGGAGACGAGGGCAACAACGAGGUAGAGAGCCUCACGGCCAACGGAGGGGACAAGCUGGGAUGCGACAGCAAGAGCAACCAGGCCCAGAGCUCAGACGGGGGUGGCGACGACCGCUUCCCGUUCAGCAUGGUGAGCCCCUCCCUUAGCUACUCGGGCAAGGACGGAGACUCCUGCUCCUACUCCUACUCCUACUACAGCUCCAGAGAUGACGACAUGGACGACAACAACGACCAGAGCGAGACCUCCAGCCUGACCGACCCCAGCUCCCCCAGCCCCUUCGGAAGUGGAAACCCCUUCAGGUCUGGGAAGGGCAGCGGCAGUGGUGGGGAGAGACCAGGCCACAAGCGCUUCAGGACUCAGAUGAGCAACCUUCAGCUGAAAGUCCUCAAAGCCUGCUUUAGCGACUACCGCACACCAACCAUGCAUGAGUGUGAGAUGCUGGGCAGCGAGAUUGGCCUCCCGAAGCGUGUGAUUCAGGUGUGGUUCCAGAAUGCCCGCGCCAAGGAAAAGAAGUUCAAAAUCAACAUCGGAAAGCCAUUCAUGAUCAGUCAAGGCGGGCCGGAUGGGCCCCGGCCGGAGUGUACUUUGUGUGGUGUGAAGUACACUGCCCGGAUGUCCAUCCGUGACCACAUCUUCUCCAAACAGCACAUUGCUAAAGUGCAGGAGACUCUGGGCAAUCAGGUGGACAGAGAGAAGGACUAUCUAACACCCACCACGGUCCGUCAGCUGAUGGCUCAGCAGGAGAUGGAUCGUCUGAAAAAGGCUGGGAGCGACGGGUUCAGCAGCCUGGCCGCCCAGCAGCUUCAGACUGCAGUGGACCAGAACAAUGCACUUCACGGCCUCAGCCUGCCCUCAGGCUACCCCGGGAUCUCUGGACUUCCGCCGGUACUACUUCCUGGGGUCAAUGGGCCGUCCUCACUUCCUGUUUACCCACCCAACACACCUGCUUUAGCGUCUCCCGGUGCUGGAAUGCUUGGGUUCCCCACCCCAGCCACCCCCUCUCCUGCCAUGUCUCUCAGCACUACCCCAACCAAGACUCUUCUGCAGACUCCUCCACCUCCUCCUCCUCCUCCUCCUCCUCCUCCACCUCCUCCUGUUUCCUCCAUUCCUCUGACUUCAACCAACCACAUUGAGCAGCACAGAAAAUAUCAAGAGAGAGACAGCAACAACAGCAGCAGCAAGAAAUCAGUAGAGAAACCGCACCACCAGAAGAAGGCAAAGGAAAGAGAAGCGGAGAAUGGCGGCCGUCCACAGACCCCCAACGUCAGCCACAACAAGAAGAGGGAAAAGCCGUCUCCAGCCAUGGGCAAACCAGGAAGUGAGGGCCAUCUGGAUGCCGCUCAGCUACAGGCUCUUCAGAACGCGCUGGCCGGCGCCACAGACCCAAGCUCCUUCCUGGGAGGCCAGUUCCUGCCUUACUUCCUCCCGGGCUUCGCCAACAGCUUUUCGCCCCAGCUCCUUGGAGGAAUGCAGGCGGGGGGAUACUUCCCUCCGUUCGGCGGGAUGGAGAACCUAUUCCCAUACGGACCUGCUGCCAUCCCACAGGCCGCCAUGGCGGGGAUGAAUCCCACUGCCCUCCUGCAGCAGUAUCAGCAGUACCAGCAGUCUCUCCAGGACUCCCUGCAGAAGCAGCAACAGCAGCAGCAGCUUGAGCAACAACAUCAGCAUCAUAAACAGCAGCAGCAAAAGCAGAAGCAGAAGCCAAUCCCUGUGAAGGUGUCUUCACCAUGUGUGCAGAGCAACUCCAACUCCUUCAAACCAAAAGUAUCUAUGGAUGACACCAACAACAACAAAGGCUCUUUGACAGAAAGCACAAAAGUAGAAUCGCCAACAGAAACCAAAAGUACCACAGACUUUCCUGACGCUUUCAUUGUUCCAUCCGUCAAGCACGAGUUCAUAUGCAGGAAGUGCCAUAAGGUAUUCAGCGAUGAGGGCUCCGCAGUACAUCACCAGAAGUCAUUCUGCUACUUCGGAAACCCCUUUCCAGACCCGCAGGAGACAGUUCUUAGACAGGCAGUGAGCAAGUACACGUGCAUCGCCUGUAAUGUGGUGGUCAACGGGAAUGAAGCACUUGGCCAACACCUCCAGUCGAGCUUGCACAAAGAGAAAACAAUCAAACAAGCAAUGAGAAAUGCCAAAGAGCAUGCUAGAUUAUUACCUCACUCUGUCUGCACACCUACUCCUGUCAACACCACAUCUACCUCGCAGUCUGCAGCUCCUCCUUCUAAUAACACCUUUCCCCAUCUCUCUCGCUUAUCCAUCAAGUCCUGGCCAAAUAUCCUUUUCCAGGCCACCGCCCGGAAAGCUGCUUCUUCCUCCUCCUCCCCGUCUGCUUCUCCUCUUCCUCUUCCUCCCCUUUCCUUGCCUCUAAUGGUUACCUCAACGUCCUGCAGCAGCGUCUCAGGGGUUCCCACCUCCCUACCCAACAAGAAUUGUUCAGAUGAGUCUGACAACGAGCUAAGCCAGAAGCUGGAUGACUUAGAUAAGGUGUUGGAGGCCAAGGCUAAGCCAACCUCCGGCCUAGACGCAGGCUUCAGCAGUAUCAGAAUGGAUAUGUUCAGUGUGUAGGAGGUGAAAAACAGGAUCCCUUGCUUUAAAUACAAAAAUAAGACUUUUAAACUGCAGUUCCAAAGUUUCUCUAACCCAAAAAAUUACAGUACCAAAUGAUUGACUCAGGAUUGUUUUUCCCAUAUUGAUAUGCUGGCAAGAUAUUGAUAGAUUUUUGUUAUGGACAGAACUGUUGCAGAUGCUUGACUGAGCUUAUAUUGUAUACAAAAACACGGAGUAGGAAAAGAUCUCUCAGGCUCCCCCGUGGAGCUUGUUUCAAGCCAAAAACUCACGAUAGCAAAUUGCACCUCAGCUGGAUUGUUUUCCAAAUGCUAGCAUGUACUGUAUGGGAUGACGAUCCAGAAAACCCUCAAAGAGAAUCUCUCUUAGUCUAGAUAGGUGUAAUUCAGUAGCUUUAAAUUCUCAGGUCAGAACAUAACAUUUCUCAUUUGUUAAAGCAGCAACGAGCCUGGGUACACUUGGCUUUUAACCAAAACAUGUCAAGCUUUAUCGGACGCAUUUCCUUGAUGUGUGUAGAGUACCAAGAGAGACAAUAUUACUGUUACAAUGGACAGCGUGCAUAUCCUUUUAGUUUCCACCCUACAAAGACAGUAUGGUUUUGCCACUGAGGGAAUUUUAGAAUGGUGAAGUAUAUGUGUAUGAUUCCCCUGUGUUUUCCUGUUUGUAUUACAACAAACUGUGUCUAUAUCCAACCCUCUUUUUCUCUUGUAGAAUAUACUAAUCUGUGCCAACUCUUACCUUCUCUCAUGUAUCUCUGCUCACACCCUUUUCUGAAGAGGUAAUAACUCUAGUUUUAUACACUCUUGAGGAUUAAUUAUGUGAAUAAGACAUUUUUCAUUUGUGAAUUGCUGUACUGUUAUGGUACCUGCUUGUGUCUGGACUAUAGUGCACUUAUUUUGUUUUUGUCUGUUUUUUAUUAGUCAUAUUUUUUUGGUAGACCCAUGUGUUAAUUUAAUAGAUUUUUUCCGUUGGUAUGUUUGUUUGUUUUAAUUAUUAUUUUGUGUUUAUUGCAGCAGCAUUUUGGUCCACAUGUGUUAGAGGAUUGACGCCUAACAUCCCAGUAACCUAUUUAACAAUUUGUGCGUCCAUAAAAGUAGUACUGUAUACUUGAAACUGUUAAAGUAUAAGUCGGUCAAAAUGUUGUUCUUUUUUUAACAAAAGGUAUGAAUAUUUGCAUAAGCAAAUAUGCUGCUUUAAAAAGGGGGACUACAGCAUGUAUUUGAUAUAAUGAAACGUUUUCCCCAGUGCUUGUAGGACUGAUAACAGUGUUAAACCUAUACACUGCCAUUUAGUGCAUAGCUCUUCGUCCUCGCAUACAUUUUCCGGACACUUCAGUUGAUAAAUCAUGCAAAGUCAACACUAAUUCUUCAGUUUAUUUUCGACGUUUAUGCGUUACGAAGUAUUACCUUAUAACAAAAUGUUGCUGCUACUGUGUAAUGUUAUUUUUGCUCGCCAUAAAUUCUCCAACAGACUGAAUACUGACCCAUGGAUCUCGCUUUGCUUUGCUGUUUUCAUUCUAUGUUCAUUUUGUUUUGGUCUUCUUUUAUUUGCAGUGGAACUUAAAGAAUGUGAAAGCUGUCAAAGGGUGUUACAUUUUUACGAAUCACUUUCUAGUUUGGUAAGAUAAGCCAAUGUGAUUCAUUCCAAAGUAACAAGAGGCUAUUUGUAUGAAAGGAAAAGGCUUGUGAACAAAGAGAGCUAAGCUGUUGUACAUAUUCGUAGUUGGCUGUGCAUGGUACAAAUUUAUUAAUAUGAAGAAAUGCAAAACUGUAUUGCUUUUGGUAUUUCCUAUUCUGAGAUGAACAAGUAGCAUGUAAUGCAACUGUUUGACAGGUUAAAAUCAAAUCAUGCUUAGUUAUUGUUUCAAACGAUGAAAUCCAGUAACAUUUCCUCUUGCGUUUUAUUAUAGUACAGGUGUUUUUGUUUUUCCGUUCAAAGUUUAAAUGCAAAAUGUCUCUGUUUUUUAUUCUCUUUUUUUGUGUGAAACUUUUUAAAUGUUCUGAUUUGGAUUUUUAGUAUUUUAACAUUUACUUUGAUCCUGAAGACACUUUUACGAUUGUGUUUCAUAAGAGACGUCCUGGCCUCCGUAUAGGUGCAAUCCUGCCAUUGUACAAACACCAACGACUGUCCUGAUCCCAAAGGCUUUCCCCACCUGGCUUCUUGCCUUUCCCCUCAAUGUGGCUAAAGCAUUGCCAGACUGAACUGUCAGCUAGCAUCACGUGCUAAGAUGUUAGCAGCAAACACAAUGCUUCCCACACUAAAGGACUGGUAAAAGCUAACAAACCAACAACCAAAAGGAUGGUACGAUAACAUAACGAACUGUACAUAAAUGUUGCAACUGCACAGCAGCCAAAAAGAAAGAAAGAAUAAAAAAAAACCUGUUUCAAACGGAUGGAUUGUGUCACGCUAAAGAGAGGACAGCCUUCAAAAGGUUGAUAUUGGGAUUGUUUUCUUCUGGGUGUCAAAAGGGAAUUUCACGGCGCAGUCAUAUCCUACACAAUAUGUAUUCUAAGUCCUGGUUACAUAGGAAAUGCAUCCUGAGGGUUUACUAAGAAGAAGCCCCUAUGGCUAAAACUUUAAAUAAACUAAACCAAAAAUGUUAUUGAUGUUUUAUAUAUAGAGAGUAGUCUCAUUAGUUUUUGUUACUGUAAUGUUUGAGGUCUCAACUGUACCGUUACACCGGUAAUAACAUGGUUUUGAAACUUUUAUUUUUUAUUUUUGUCACAGACCUGUUGUCAUAGUUGAAAUGACGUUUAUUGUAGAUGGUAUUUGAACAACUUCUGGAAAUAGUUCAUCAAGUAUGUUUGUUGCUCAUUGUUGUGAUACAUUAAAAACUGUAUCUGCAAACCA